CCCAAGUUAAUACUCCACGCGAUCUCCAACGAAGUCGGUCCGAAGAUUUGGCUGAUUUGCCCGAGAUAGUCACCCGGUUCAUUAGGGGAUUUGGAAUUGGAAUUGAAAUUGAAAGUGCUUUGUUGUCUUCGACACUCGAUAUUCAGCUGGGUGUUGCCAGCGAAGGCCUUUUGCGAUUGCAUUCAGGGUUUAAUCGAUUCGAAAUAGCUGGCCCCACAAAAGCCAAUCAGCGGAUACAAUCCAACAUGAAAGUGAUACAACGCGUGCUCUUUGUCGGCUUCCUUUUAGUGGGAGUAGGAAUGGUGAUGUCUCAGGACUAUCAGGACUACCAAGAGAACACACCAAGGACGGCUCCACUUCGCCUGCGCGCAAAUUCCGCUCCUGCCCGCGCCGAAGCGCCACGGGCCGAUCCGGUGGCCAUUCUCAAGCAGAUUAACAAGCACAAUGAAGAUGGCUCUUACACUUAUGGCUACGAAGGUGCCGAUGGAUCUUUUAAGAUCGAGACCAAGUUGGCUACCGGGGAAGUCAAGGGCAAGUACGGAUAUGUUGAUGAGACCGGAAAGGUGAGAGUAGUGGAGUACGGAGCCAACAAGUACGGAUUCCAACCAUCGGGUGAAGGCAUUACAGUGGCACCACCCACGUUGGUGGAUGAAACUGCCAAGGAGGAACCAGAUUACGCAGAUGAGCCGGUACCACAGCGUCCUCAGAAACCCUAUCGUGUUCAGCGUCCCCAGCCACGCCCACAGCCACAGCCACGCCCCCAGCCUCAGCCUCAACCGCAGUAUGUGCAAUACGAAGAAGAGGAGGAGCCACCACGUCGAGUUCAGUAUGCCCCACCACCUCAGCCACAGCCUCAACCGCUGCCGCAACCACAACCGCACCACCAGCCUUCCGUGGGUCCUGCACCUCCAAGAAUCCAAGUUCCUGGCGCUCAGCGGACCACUGAUGUUUUGUACUCACCGCUGCAGCGUCCAGCUCGUCCGGAACCGGAUUACUCGCAAUCGCAGAGUUUUGGUGAUGGUCCUUCGAACGUGCGGAUUUCCCGACCCGUUUAUGCCCUUCCCCCUGCUUCACCUGCUCCGAGCAGUGCACGGGCUCAGGGAUUCCUGGCCCCCGCUUCCGGAGGACGUCCACUGCUGGAACCGGUGGGUUUCGGCCCAACACAGGGACCCAUCGCUCGUCCUGUGCAACAGCAGCCGAGUUACCAGCCACAGCCGCAACCACAGUCUCGUAGUGGUGGAGGCGGUGGCUCGGGAUUGCUGGAUCAGUUAGCCCGGGACUAUGCCCUGCCUCAGGGAAAUGCCCAACCCCUGCACGACAUCACCUUUGGCUACUACUGAGCUAGAGUUUGAGAGGUGGUUGCAGUCCCCAUCCUCCUAAAUAACCCAGAGAUUCCUUGCUUCUAGGUCCUAAUAGCACAGGUGUGCCCUGUCCCCGAGAUUUUCUAAGCGAUAAUAAAAAUUCCCUAUUAAUAAAUUAAAUGAUUUCCGGUAUAGAUUUUAUUACUUAUAAGUCAUUUGCGAAAUCUUGCAGAAAUGUGGCCUACUUUCGGGCUCUAAACUACUCAAAAUUUGAACAGAUAAAAAAGAUUCAUAAAAUAAAUUUUUUUAUCUUAUAAUCACAAUAAAUUUGUUUGAAAUAUA
Molecule: messenger RNA, 1643 nt
Organism: Drosophila eugracilis
Lineage: Eukaryota; Metazoa; Arthropoda; Insecta; Diptera; Drosophilidae
Gene: Cpr97Ea
Product: proline-rich protein 2
Exons: 4
Coding region: 246-1340 (364 amino acids)
Cellular component (GO): chitin-based extracellular matrix
Molecular function (GO): structural constituent of chitin-based larval cuticle
Source: RefSeq, a predicted model, not a curated record